Messenger RNA from Mya arenaria, 7860 nucleotides. RefSeq names its product cytosolic carboxypeptidase-like protein 5. The record is from RefSeq and is a predicted model, not a curated record. Gene Ontology annotation, molecular function: metallocarboxypeptidase activity; zinc ion binding. Lineage: Eukaryota; Metazoa; Mollusca; Bivalvia; Myida; Myidae. Gene Ontology annotation, biological process: proteolysis. Bases 160 to 4221 code for a protein of 1353 amino acids. The transcript is spliced from 19 exons.
GCAACCAAUAGUUUACAAAAUGGCUGACGAACAAGUUCACACAAAAACAUCGCCUUUGUAUAAGCAUUUUAUUAAUAACUGAAUGCAUUUUAAUGUGACAAACAGAUGAAAGGAGGAAUUGAAGCUGUUAUGGAUGCUCGAGCUGAGGAACUUUGAAUCAUGAUGGAGGCUCGCUGUGGAGGUUUGCUUUUCACAUCGAAGUUUGACUCUGGGAAUCUUGCCAGAGUUGAGAAGGCGACUAAAGAUGAGGAUGAUGAAGAUUCAGGGGGACCAAAAUAUUCCAAUGAAGUCAAACCAGACUAUGAGUUCAAUGUUUGGACAAAACCAGACUGUGCUGGUACAGAGUUUGAAAAUGGAAACAGGUCAUGGUUCUACUUUGGAAUCCGAGGCUGGAAUCCGGGCAGGCUUAUCAAGAUCAACAUUGUGAACAUGAACCGACAGGGGAAACUGUACAGUCAGGGUCAUUCCCCCAUCGUGAAGACAGUGCCAGGCAGGCCACGCUGGGAACGCAUCAGAGAUAGGCCUACAUUUGAGACUGUUGAUGGCCAAUUCAUCCUCAGCUUCACCUAUCGGUUCCCAGAAUUCCGAGGUGCCACGACGUAUUUCACAUUCUGCUACCCUUGGUCGUACACAGAGAGCCAGGAUGUCCUGCAGGAACUAGACAAAAAAUACACGGACUGCAAAAACCUUACAUCUGAUAGUGCUCCAGACUCUAUUUACUACCACCGGGAGCUGCUUUGUCACUCCCUAGACAAGCAGCGUAUGGAUCUGAUCACAAUUUCUUCAUGUCACGGCCUACUUAACGAGACUGAGCCCCACUUCGACCCCCGUCUCUUCCCAGACAGAAACAGGGAGCAUCGAUGCAAAAAGUUCAAAGGGAAAAGGGUGUAUCUAUUGAGCAGCCGAGUUCAUCCAGGAGAGACACCUGCUAGUAUAGUCUUCAAUGGGUUUCUCGAGUUUUUGCUCAGAGACAACGAUCCACGUGCCAAGUCGUUACGCAAACAUUUUGUAUUUAAGCUAAUUCCCAUGCUGAAUCCCGAUGGGGUUACACGGGGCCAUUACAGAACUGAUCAACGAGGAGUGAAUCUGAACAGACUAUAUUUAGACCCAAGUUUUGAAUAUCACCCUACCAUAUAUGCUUCCAAGAGUGUCCUUGUGUUCCACCACGUUAUGAAUAGAGUUACUUCCCUUGAAGACACAGUUGACAUUAAUGUUCACUUCCCAGGGGGGUUCAUAUUGUCUAGUCAUAAUAGCUAUAACCUGCUGAAAAAUAAGCCCGCUGUUGCUGAUAAGGGAAAAACUGGCGAUGGUGGUGAAAAUAAGAAUCAGAACAAUCACUCAGAGCGAAGCGUCGGUAGUGCCAGUAGCUCAGUCAGUAUUACUAGUAGUGAUUCAACAGUAAAAAGUGCUCCGAAGCACAAUCAUGUUGGCCAAAACCAUAUGUUGAAUAGUAGCCAUGGGUCAGGGAGUCAUCAUGGCCAUGCUCCAAAGUCCCUUGUAAGUAAUCGUACCCCGAGGUUUACUCCGAGGUAUCACAAAGACAUGACUCCGAAAGAGACAGAAACCACAGCUCAGUUUCAAAAUGGGGAGUUGGAUAUAUACACAUUAGAAAACAGCCAUAAUCAGUAUAAUGACACAGUAUUAACCGCAGAGCAUCCAAUACCUUCAAAACUCUCAGGCACCCCCAGACACAGCAUUACAAAGUCAGAAAUGCCAACGAAGCAUCAUUCUGCGCCAAAAGUUGAGAGGCUUAAUCUUGCGGAGCUUAAUGAAUCUGAUAGUGAUAACGCUCCGAAACGCGAAAAAUCCUUUGUUGGUGAAUCCAUUAGAAUUAUUUCCUCGACGUCAAGUUUUGCAAGUUAUCUUCCAGAGAAGGAGAGAGUGGACAGUGAAUUACGAUUGAGAUUAUCGCAAAUGACAAUGUCAGACGACAUGCGCGGGAGAUUAUCCAAGGGGUUCAGCACGUUGAGUGAAAAUGUGCUUGACUCAGAUGAUGAUGAUGACCCCAACACAGAGAAUUUAGGAAAUGAAGGGUCAGAGGACGAGGGUGAUAAUGUGCCUGUGUUCACAGGAACAAAUGCACCUCAUCUAGGUGACCCAAAGUUGCGCGAUAUCCCUGCAUCGGAAAGUGGGAUUGCCUUCUUUGUAGAUCUACACGGGCAUGCUUCAAAGCGUGGAUGCUUCAUUUAUGGCAACUAUUUUGAACAUGAAGACACACAGGUGGAGAACAUGCUGUUCCCAAAGUGCAUCUCAAUGAACACUGCACACUUUGACUUCACUGGAUGUAACUUUACGGAGAAGAACAUGUACACUCGGGACAAGCGAGACGGAAUGUCGAAGGAAGGGAGUGGCAGAGUGGCCAUAUACAAGGCAAUCGGCAUUACACACAGUUACACCUUGGAGUGCAACUACAACACAGGGCGGAUGGUAAACCCUGUACCUCAGGCGUAUGGAGAUGAUGGUCGGGCUACACCCCCACCCCUGGCAGGCUUUCCACCGAAAUACACCAUGGCACACUUUGAAGAGGUGGGGCGAGCGUUAGCUAUAGCUGCGAUAGACAUGUACGACGUCAACCCAUGGUCUCGUCUGACCCUGUCAGAACACAACUGCCUGGCCGGGGUGCGGGAAUCAGUGAGGCGCUACCUUCGCAGUAUACGUGGUGGACCUCGUAUCCCAAGAAAUCCCACAAAGCCUAUGUCUAGGAAUAACAGUGUAAGUGGUCUAAAUAACCAGAACAACAGCAGGCCCGGUAGAUUCGGUGGCAACAAUGACAGCUCUGGUCCAGGUCGACAACCAUACUCACGAAACAAUUCUACAGAUUCGAAUGCAACGCGUCAGCCAUUUUCCCGGAACAGCUCAGUGGAGUCAAACCUGGGGAGUACAGGCAGCGUGGUGGCUCGUUACAUGAAGAGGGACUCUGCGAGUCAAGGGCGACGAGAACUGGGCCCUGUCAGAGAGACUUCAAGCUCUCGCCAAAAUGUGAACCAGUCGAGACGAAGGCCUGGGUUGAACCAGUCAAGUCAACCUGUGACUCGGUCUGCCCCUCAGGCAACAACAUCAUCUGGCAACCAUCCAGUGAACCUCACCAUGACAACUGCGGCCCCGGAGGGGGAGAGGAGCCGACAGUUCUCUGCAGGAAGCAUGGCGUCACAGGUCAGCAAGGAGGAGGAAAAAGUGGAACAGCUGAAAAACAUGUCCAGUCUGAUUGCACUUUCCAAGAAAAAUGGAUCCCAAAACAGUCGUAUCCCACUACCAACAGGGCGUUAUUUCCUGAACCUGUCCCCCACCGAUCUUCCCCCUCCACGCACACCAAUCACAAACAACCUUCGACCCCAGCCCCCAAAAUCUGCUUCCAGUCGUAGAAACACACUAGAUCGCUCCCUGCCCCUUGAGUCACCUUCGUCGCAUAGGACCUUAACUCCCGUUGGGACCCUUCGGUCCAGUGAGAGGUCAGGAGAUCAGGGGAGACAGAAAUCGGGAGAGAGGGGGGAUGGGCGGGAUGUGCUUGAUGUAUCAAAGGCUAGCGCAACCAGUCUUUCCAGUAAUACCUCUACACGACCAGCCAUCAUAGACGCUAACAUGAGUGCUAAUGCUGCUACUGCUGAACUGGAAUCUCAAAAGCGUCGUCGUAGGUACACAUUUCUGAAGCGCCGAAAUUUGCCAAACCCUCCAAACACCGGAUCCGGAAAAUCCACCGGUUCCGGCAGCAUUCGUACAGCAGCUCGACAGGGAAGUAAUGCAGACUCAGGCAGUGAAGUCGAUAAAGGGAUGAAGGCUAAACGCAGGCGGAAAAAAUCAUCACGAAAAAAUCUCUCAAUGGCGUCUCCAUCAUCAGAUGAGAGAGAUGGAAAAAGACAGUCAAAUGAUUUACCUAAGUCUGUACCACGCUCCCUGUUUAAGCCAGUCCCAGUUGACUUUAGUAUGAUCACGGGUGUGGGCGUGUCUGGGAAUGCUGUGACCCUGUCUCCAAGUUACAGUGCCAUACCGGUACAAGCUAUACACGCCGGAUUUAGCGGGGAUGUCAGCGCGGUCUCAAAUCAGCGACCCCAUCGCCAACUGCCAGCCACACCCAGUAAUUAUAGACAGUCUGCACUCAGAAACGGCUCCGGUGUGGUAAACCUGGAAACAUAUCUCCGUGGAGCUGCAGGGAACAUCCGGCCAACUCCACGAUCUGCGGAUGUCAACCUUAACAAACUGUCCAUAUUUUGGUCUGAGUACUAAACACUAGAGAAAGGCCUCUAGGACAGUCGUAAUUACUGAGUACUGACAUCCCUGUUAUAUUAACCAUAGAGGAUGAUGGGGAGGACAUCUUGAAGUACUAACAAAGGAAUAUGGUCAGAAAAGUGAUUUGUAUCCAUAGUCUUAGAUUUUGAAGUGCUUGUUUAUGUUUUGACUUUAAUCCAAGAAAGUUUUACUUCCAAAACAAAAACUGUGAUCUUUAGUUAUGCUCUGCAAAAAACUGUCCUAAAAUGCAUUGUGAAUUAUAUGUUUUAAAGCAGUGAUAUUGAAUCCUAAAGGAUAUUAUUUAUUUGUUUGGAAAUAAAGCAACAUUCUGUUUCUAAAUUGACAGGUAUAUUUGUCUUUUAUCCUAGAAAGACAAGUUUCUGAACAAUAUUUGACAGAUAUGUUUCGUUUCUAGUGCAAAUUUCUCUACUCUUUGAUCUGUUGUUCUAUCCUAGAUCUGUUUCUUGUAAAAUUAUUGUACUGUGCCAUUUUAUUUUAUUGUAUGUUUUAUAUUUCUGCAAAAGCCUGAAACACGACAUGCAUUCAAAGUGAAAGAAAUACCUUUCUAUUUGUUUUGACUCUGUCCUCCAGUACAUUUGUGUAUGUAACCACAUGUUACAAUUUAAAAGCCAAUUAACAUUUAUGUCCAGACUUGUUUUAAGAUGUUUUUUAGUCUAUUUUUGAAUAAAUCAGUUGUUUUAACUAAAGUUUACUUGUGUUUUAAAAUGAAUAUAUAAGUACAAUUUUCAGGUGAAUUAAGUACAGUUAAAUGCAGCAAUCGAUUGGAAUUUAAAAAAAAAGUCUUUAAGAUGUUUUUAUCACACUUUUAUUGUAUUUAUACCAGUCCUGAAAGAGGUGUGUCAGAUAUAUCAUUUAAGCAUGUUCCAUGUUUUAACUUGUCUGUUUUGCAUUGAAAAAAAAUCCAGGCAAUGUCAUGCAAUUCCGGCAUAUUUUGUUUCUGAGUUGGCAGAAUUUUGCAAAAGAUUUGCCAUAUCUUGAAAACUGUUGAAGAUAUUUGUAUGAAACUUAUCAGACAUGUUACCAAUGACUUUAUGAACUCUUUGAACAACUGUAGAAAAAAUGAUAAGCAUAUUUAUAUAUAAUUUAUAUAAUAUUUAUAUAUAUAGUUGUGGUGCUCUGGUAAAUCCUGUAUUUUUUCUAACUGCAUUCAAUGUUUAUUAUUGCACAUUAAUUAUCAAGCACUUUGAAUUUGUCAAAAAACCCAGUUAGUAUUAAUUAACUAUUUUUAUAUGUUUAUAACAAUUAUGGUAAAUCAAACAAGUGAUUAUUAAUAUGGAAAACAUGUUUAUCAAUUUUAAGUACAGUUUAAAUUUCUUGGAAGAUGUUAUUAUGAUUUAUGAAUAAUAUUUCAAUGGCUUCGUAUAACUUAAUACUGUUAGUCAGUGAAACAAGUUGCAGGUGAUAUCUUUCAAAAGUAAAUAGUAUUCAGUCGGUAUUAAUCUAGAAUGUUUGCAUGUUUAUUUAUGUGUGUGUUUGUUUUGAAGUAAAUCUAUUGUGAUAUUAAUGUUAUUUAUUUGUGUACUUUUAAGACAUUGUGAAAGUGCCAAUUGUAGAAAAACAAUUUGGCCAGAGAAAAAUAUUUAUAUAUGCCCGUUCUACAUGCAUGUUGAUAGAACGGGAUGUUUAUAGUUGUACCUGUGGCAUGCCUGAUGUCUACUCAUCACCAAAUUUGGUCAGAAUGUGUAUUGGCAGAAUAUCUUUCUUUGAUUUGAUAACUUGCCAACCUUGCUCAGAGUCAUGACCAUUUGAAUCAGCAAAAACUGUAUGGACAGUGUCUGUUCUCGAAUGUUGGCUUAACUUACAACCACUUAUCACCAAACUUGGUGUCCUAGAAUUAAGCAAUUGUAAUCUGUGAUAGUUGGCGCUCUUGUUUAUCAAAUAGUUAAAAUAUAAUCGGUCAUCCUGCCCCAUAUUAUUUUAGAAAUCCAGAAGUGAAUAUGACAUAGUUCAUUUCUGGCCUUUAACUGUGUCACGGACCUAUAAACCAUGGAUUGGCAACUCUCCUCUGUGUUAAUGCGAUUAGCUUAAAAUCACGCGUGCAGCGCGAUUUAAUUCCGAUAUCUUAUCGUGUGGUCGUUUUCGAGACGUCCCACAUCAGCCGAAUAUAUGCAUGUAGGAAAACUUUAAUUAAAACUAAAUAUAAAUUAGACACUCUACAAACAUAUUACAUGCGACAUGUCGAUUGGUGUUAAUAAUAAUUAUUAGCAGAGCUGACGGAAAUAACCGAAGAACGCCGUUAUUCACCGAUCGGAGAUUCGGCGGAAUUUUCCGAUAUUUGCCGAGCGCGCUCUAAGGAUUAUGGGUAAAUUAUUAUUACUUAUCAUUUCACCGAUAUCGGGCAGUUGCCAAUCCAUGGUUUAUAGGUCCGUGACUGUGUUAACAUAUUCCAUGGAUGAAUUUUAAUUCAUGUAUGCCUAAAACAAGAUGCUAAUAUUUAUUGAUUUUAAUAUUCCUUGUAAACUUUAAUCGACCAUCUAUGAUGUUUUUUUUUAUUUUCAUAUGGUAAACAUGUGAGUACUUUGAAGGUCACUUGUUUUCUAUCAACGAAAAUGUUAAAUGUAUAGAACUUGUAUUUAAAGGCUAGCUUACUUUUAGUUGUAGUAUGUGUAAUUGUUUUACGGUAUUAUUUUGUAGUUUUGCUGGCAUUGAGUGAUUAUAUUAGACCAUUUAUUUAUAUUGGUUAUUAUAUAUGUUUAUUUGUAUCUGUGAUAGAUUAACUUUGACUUUUAAAAUGAUUUUUCUCAUUUCAUAUCUUUUGCAUAUUUUGUUAAUUACUUUGUUAACAAUUCAUGUUGAAGAAGUAGCGUUAUGGGGUUAUAAGUAUUUUAUCAUAGUAUGUUCAUCCCAUAGAAGAAGAAAUGUAGUUGUCUUUAUAGUUGAUGAUAGUAAGUCAGAGAAAAAUAUUAAAAGAUUCUCAAUCUUACCUCUCCUGUCAGAAAAAAUCUAACCCCAACAUUUUUAUUAGAUGAUAUACUCAGUUGUGAAAAUGGUUGCCCAAUGCCAAAAUUGUGCCAAUAUUUAAACGUUCCACAGGCUCUUAAAAAGAAGGCUUUUCUUAAAGAAAUGAAAUAAAGCCAUCCUCACAAAAAACAUUUCUCCAGCUUGCUUUAUGCCAGAUCUGUCAAAUUUGAAAUAACUUUACUUCUGGUAGCAUAAUUUCUUUGGUAAGAAAUCGGAUUUGAGACUUAAUUAUAGUAAUUUUGCAAGUGUUAUUUUGAAGAUGACCAUCAUUAUCUCUGAUUGUCAGUGUUCAUUUCACUAGUUACUUGUAGUGUUCUUUGACAUGCAUUUUAAAGCUUUACUUUGUGUCUUGUUUUUACAUGCUGACUGUUCGUAAAGCAUUAUAUAUGGUUACUAAGCUAUCAUUUUCAAGUAUUUUGACUUCCAUUUUAGCAUUAAUAAAAUGAAAUAGUUAUCUGUGAUAAUACAUGCAAACAUAUCAUUUUAUGAUAUACAUAUGAUAUUUGAUCGUUUUUAUCUUCGCAUACUCUUUCAAUAACCUACUGUUCUUUUGUAUGUGUACCAGUGUGAGGACUUUAACACAACUGUAUAUUACAGUAGCAUAGUUAUGAUCUAUAUGUUGAAUGUCUAUCAAAUAAAAUGUUAAAGAUGUCA